AUGCUUGCUACUGUCCGCUCCCUUCGUUCCGUUGCUCGUACUGGCAACUAUGCUGGUCUUCCUCGUUCCAUGAUCGCGAGGAACAUGAACUCAAAAGUCAAUGGCCCCGUUGUUGGGAUUGAUUUGGGCACGACGAACUCCUGCGUUUCCGUCAUGGAGGGUCAGACAUCGCGCGUGAUUGAGAACUCCGAGGGCGCGCGGACAACACCAUCAGUCGUUGCGUUCACGAAGCACGGUGAGCGGUUGGUCGGUUUGCCUGCAAAACGUCAGGCCGUCGUCAACUCGAGCAACACCGUCUUUGCGUUUAAACGUUUGAUUGGUCGUCAGUUCAAAGAUGCGGAAGUGAAGGCGGAUAUGGAGCACUGGCCUUUCAAGGUGGUCCCAAAACCCGAUGGCCGGCCCGCAGUGGAGGUCGAUAACGGUGGUAAUAAGCAGUUAUUCUCGGCUGAGGAGUUGUCGUCAAUGGUUCUCGUCAAGAUGAGGGAAACUGCGGAGCAAUAUCUGAACAAGAAAGUGAAUCAUGCUGUUGUUACUGUUCCUGCCUACUUCAAUGAUGCGCAACGGCAAGCCACCAAGGACGCAGGUCAAAUUGCAGGCCUUGAUGUCCUUCGUGUAAUCAACGAGCCAACUGCUGCUGCACUGGCAUACGGCCUUGACCGUUCUGAUAACGCUGUUAUUGCCGUUUACGAUCUCGGUGGUGGUACCUUCGAUAUCUCUAUUCUUGAGAUGCAGAAGGGUGUCUUCGAGGUGAAGUCAACGAACGGUGACACUCAUUUGGGUGGUGAAGACUUCGACAUUGCCCUCGUUCAACAUAUCUUGAGCGAGUUCAAGAAGGAGUACGGUGCAGAUCUCAGUUCGGAGCCCAUGGCUAUUCAGCGUAUCCGCGAGGCUGCUGAGAAGGCCAAGAUUGAACUUUCGUCCACGUCGCAGACGGAGAUUAACCUGCCUUUUAUUACUGCCGAUGCUACGGGUCCCAAGCACAUCAACCUUAAGAUCUUGAGAUCGCAAUUCGAAUCCCUCGUUCAGCCCCUCGUUCAGCGCACGAUUGACCCGUGCAAGAAGGCGCUGACUGAUGCGGGGGUCAAGGCAAGUGAGGUCAAUGAAGUCAUUCUUGUCGGUGGUAUGACUCGCAUGCCGCGCGUUGUUGAUACUGUCAAGUCGAUCUUUGGCCGUGAGCCCAGUAAGGGUGUUAACCCUGACGAAGCUGUUGCCAUUGGUGCGUCAAUCCAGGGUGGUGUCUUGGCUGGCAACGUCACCGACAUAUUGCUGCUCGACGUUACGCCCUUAUCACUUGGUAUUGAGACACUCGGUGGUAUCAUGACGAAGCUCAUUCAACGGAACACGACCAUUCCGACUAAGAAGACUCAGACUUUCUCAACUGCUGCUGAUGGUCAGACCGCAAUUGAGGUCAAGGUCUACCAGGGCGAGCGUGAGCUUGUUCGGGACAACAAGAUGCUCGGUAACUUCAACCUCACUGGUAUUCCCCCUGCUCCCAAGGGCGUACCGCAGAUCGACAUCACCUUUGACAUUGACGCUGAUGGUAUUGUCCAUGUGAACGCCCGUGACAAGGCGACGAACAAGGACCAAUCGAUGACAAUUGCUUCAUCAUCUGGCCUGAGCGACAAGGACAUUGAGCGCAUGGUCUCUGAUGCUGAGCAGUAUGCGGAGUCGGAUAAGGCAAGAAAGCAAGUUAUUGAGGAGGCGAACAAAGCCGACUCUAUCUGCUCCGACACUGAGAAGGCGAUGAACGAAUUCAAGGAACAGCUCGAUGCGACUGAGAAAGACAAGGUUACGAAGCUCGUUGCCGAGUUGCGUGAAAUUGCUGCCAAGGGCCAGGCUGGUGAUGCGUCGACCACUGCCGACGCCAUUCGCGAGAAGAUCAGCGAAACUCAGCAAGCGUCACUUGGCCUCUUCCAGAAGGUUUACGAAAAGCGCAACGCUGAGAAUGCUGCCAACGAGUCGACAUCUUCUGAGGAGAAGAAGAACGAGGAGAAGAAGGACUAG
This is a messenger RNA of Fibroporia radiculosa, 2004 nucleotides long. RefSeq lists its product as uncharacterized. The transcript is spliced from 9 exons. Gene Ontology annotation, biological process: protein refolding; cellular response to unfolded protein. Gene Ontology annotation, cellular component: mitochondrion; cytoplasm. The record is from RefSeq and is a predicted model, not a curated record. Bases 1 to 2004 code for a protein of 667 amino acids. Gene Ontology annotation, molecular function: ATP binding; heat shock protein binding; ATP-dependent protein folding chaperone. Lineage: Eukaryota; Fungi; Basidiomycota; Agaricomycetes; Polyporales; Fibroporiaceae.